This is a messenger RNA of Cyclocybe aegerita, 1590 nucleotides long. Lineage: Eukaryota; Fungi; Basidiomycota; Agaricomycetes; Agaricales; Hemipholiotaceae. The record is from the annotation of a GenBank genome assembly.
AUGAAACCAGUUAAGCCGUAUUAUGCGAUGACUCCCCCAGGAUUUAUCUCGCUGGCGCCUGAGUUGAUCCAUGCUGUUGCAGACGAGCUCCUCGUGGGUGACCUGAAAGAGUUGCGUCUCACUUGUAGGCAGUUGGGAUACCUUCUCUCAGCUCAGGUCCUGCGAAAGCUGGUGUUCGAUUUUAACUUCUCCAACCUCGAAACGAGCGUCGAGAAGUUGGAGAUCCUGUCCAAAGGAUGCCCAGCCGCUGCGCAAGGGAUCAGAGAGCUAGUCCUGCGUUCUCUUUCAGUAGACAGCAAUCGAAUACCUAACGAACACCAUACACCCGAGCCCUCGCUUUUCGACAGCGUGCUCCAGAAGUACCUCUUUCGCGCCUUGAGCUCGCUCAAGUCUGUAAGAUCAGUUAGGUGGUUCUCGUCUGAGAGCGACUCUGAUUGGAUCCAAACGACGGUGGUAGCAGCUCUAACUGAGCUCCCGAACUUGACAAGGAUAAGUAUUGAUAUCCGAUACUGGAAGACAGCCCUACCCAUCCGUAAUCUGCAGGGUCUGACGGAGAUCGCGCUGUCGGGGAGAUGUAACAGCGCCAAUUGCUACGAGGCGACGAUCGACAAUAUUGCAAAGUUAAUCACCCGUUCUCCUCGCCUCUCUUCCCUCAGUGUAGAGCCCUGGCGUGAGUACUACGGGCCUAUCAAAAAUUGGAGCCUUCAGGACCUCCUUCAGGGAUUCCCUAGCAAUAACCCACCAUUGCCAUUGACGCGCCUACGCCUCUGUGGGGCCGUCGUCAGCCUGGACUCAGCCACACUCAGCCACCUCAGACAUCUCGUUUCCUUGGACUUGCAAGAUGUAUGCAACCUGGACGACACGUCCGCCUUUUCCAAGGAGUUUACAUCAAGUCCGCGGGACGAUAUCUGGGCUGCCCUGCUCGCCUCAGGCAUCUGGCUGGAGAAGAUUAAGGUCGAUUUCAUUACUGAGUCCUUUCUAGAAUACCUCGCCUCGUAUUCUGGCCUCAAGGCACUCUGCGUAAUCCCGGCCAACUUUCAAGAUGACGCCUCUUCUGAUGAAAUGGCAGUCAAGUUCUUUGGUCCCGCACUUCUGUCGCACUUACAGAGCCUGGAGUGGCUUGAAAUCUUGCCACAAAAUAAGGGCAGAUGGUGCUUUAGCAGCAAAAAUGCAUCUUUUAUCACCAAUUUUGAAGAAUUGUCCCGCCUCCACAUGACGGUGACUACGGCAAAUUUGAAUAUCGACAAGGACCAGAAAAAUAUCGUGGAGCUCUUUAUCAACACCGCUGUAGGCAAUCUUCCGAGAUUGGAGAAUUUGGAUAUCUCGGCCGCGCUUCCUCGACGAAGGGGCGUACCGCGUUGUGGGUUUGGUCUCGCGAGACUCUCCAGAUCCACAUAUCAGACAAUGGUCAAGGAAGUAGAGAAAUACAGGGCGCCUCAAGCUUUCAGCCGGCUGCCUCUAUUGAUGGCAAGUCGAACUCUAUUCGAGCAGGAGAUAUUUUCCAUGGGGCUACGUAGCGGACAUCGCGCCCUUAGAUAUACACAGGUGGCGCGUGAGGAUUAUCCAGAGGAAGAAAAAUGGGAACUUUAA